CUAUGUCUCGUAGCUGAAGCGACUGGUACUGAACAGCCACUCGGUGAUGUUUGGAUUUUCUUUGAGAAUCAUGUCAACGUCGAGGUCGACGACUCCUGCUCCUCUGUCUGUGACAAAGAGUCUUUGCGUCUUAUGUGAGAAAUAUGCUAUGGUCGUUCAGCAGUGCGCCGUGUCUCUUCAUGGUGUCGUGACCCACUGUGAGGGGUACCUUUUGAAUCAUUGUUGA
This is a messenger RNA of Amoebophrya sp. A25, 226 nucleotides long. Lineage: Eukaryota; Dinophyceae; Syndiniales; Amoebophryaceae. The record is from the annotation of a GenBank genome assembly.